AUCUCUCGAGGGGUACGUGCAAACCCCAACACCAAAGCACAAAUCUUGAUUUGGUUCUUUCAGCUACACUUCCGUAGCAAAUCAGAAUCUCUCUCACUCUUUACCUACUUUUCCGUAAGAAUCAUGACGUCCGGAGCCGCAUGGAAUCCUGAACACCACAAAGUAUUUGUGGACUUGUGCGUCGUUCAAAAGAUAUCGAACAGUCCACUUGGAAUGGAGCAUAUGUUGGAACGUUUUCAGGAAAGGACGGGAGUGAGCUUCAGCAUGGAAGAUCUUACGAAUCAUUGGGAUACAAUGGUCAAGCAGUGGACGGUAUGGUCUAGGCUUAUUGAAUGCCAAGAUAUGAAAUGGGAUCCCAAGACAAACACGUUUGGAGCCAGUGAACAAGAAUGGGCCAACUACUUACAGGUGAAUCCUGAGGCUGGGGAGUAUCGGUGCAAUCCUCCAUCGUUCCACAAGGAACUAGAUAUCAUCUUUUCAGUGAGUUACUUGGAUGGUGAAGGAACUUCAGGUGGUAGCAGCCAAAGGAUGCAGAUAUGCAAGCCUCUUGACGAAAACAAUGAUACUAGUGGAGUUGAAGCUACGCUACCCGUGUCUAAUGUCCCGGUCGCCGCCACUCGUCGUCCUCCUCCUCGUACUCAUCGGUCUAAGUGGUCAUCAACCACACAUGCGGUUUUUAUCGACUUCUGUUACAAAGAGUAUCUAAAAGGAAACACACCGACCAAAUUUCACGGAGCCUAUUCAAAGGAGACUUGGCAAAUGAUGCUUGAGACGGUCAAUCGUAGCGCUAAAGGGGUAGGCUACACACUAACCCAAAUCAAGAACCAUUGGGAAGUUAUCAGGAGAAAGUGGAAGCUCUGGUGUCAACUUAUUGAAUCUCCCAGCAUGAAGUGGGAUCCCAUCACUCGCAAGUUUGGAGCAACGGACGAGGACUGGGAUAACUUCUUGAAGGGACAUGGUAAAGCUGCACCAUUCAAACGGAAAAAUAUGGCUCACGCUGAUAAACUUGCAACCAUCUUCAAAGGACGUAUCGAGCCAGGAUUUUUCAUAGCGCGUCCUCAUGACAAGAGAGUAACCGAUCAUGACCAUGAACCAACUCAACCAGCAGCAGUCCAAACAAACAAUAUAGCUGAGGAUGAUGAUGAUGAUGACGAUGAUGAUGAUGGUCGUGAGCCUACUCCGCUGAUUAGGUCAGACUCAGAGGAAGCUGAUUACGCUAUGAUUAUGGAAUGUCAAAAGUACGCUACCGGGCAGGUGGAGAUUGUUCCGGUCAAGAAGGAGUAUAGCAUUGAAAAAUGCAUGGAGUAUCUGAACGCCAUGGAGGAGGUUGAGAAAGGAAGUGAGCUGUACAUGUUUGCUUUGGAUCUGUUUCUGACGAAAAUGUACAGAGAGAUCUUCGUGCUGUUGGAAACCUCAAGUCUGAGGAUGACUUGGCUGCUUAGGCGUCAAUCUACUGGCACUGCUGCCUAAACGAUCCAUCCUCUUUUUAUAUUCUCCCAAA
Molecule: messenger RNA, 1501 nt
Organism: Capsella rubella
Lineage: Eukaryota; Viridiplantae; Streptophyta; Magnoliopsida; Brassicales; Brassicaceae
Product: L10-interacting MYB domain-containing protein
Exons: 4
Coding region: 124-1470 (448 amino acids)
Source: RefSeq, a predicted model, not a curated record